Molecule: messenger RNA, 864 nt
Organism: Paramisgurnus dabryanus
Lineage: Eukaryota; Metazoa; Chordata; Actinopteri; Cypriniformes; Cobitidae
Product: macrophage mannose receptor 1-like
Source: RefSeq, a predicted model, not a curated record
AAAACAUUAUAACAGUAGCCGUCUCUAUUGACUCUACAGCAUAAACAUAGAACAUAAGUUAAAAGGACAAAAAAAUAUUUUGAGUGUGCAGUGAUUGCUGUGACAGCAGUUAUUAACAUGAGUUUGUUUGUGCUUCUUCUGCUGUCAGGACUUCUGUGCAGUGAUUCUGGUCUUUGGCGAGAGUAUCAGUACAUACACAAGAGUAUGACAUGGACAGAUGCUCAGAGUUACUGUAGAGAGAGAUACACUGAUCUGGCUACUGUAGACUCGAUGGGUGAUAUGAAGAGGAUGAUAAAUUUAGUGAAUGCAACGGAUGGGUACAGAGGAUCAGUGUGGAUUGGACUGCAGAAGGCAGCACAUAAUCGUUGGGUUUGGUCAAAUGGAGAAGAUACCAUUUCACAGUACAGUCCAUGGGGCACAGGAGAACCCUUUGGAAGAGGAGAUUGUGUUUCAAAUAGCAAUAAUGCUUGGUACGAUUGUGGGUGUGAAUACUUCUUACGUUUUGCAUGUUACAAUGAAAGUACUGGAUAUGUCAGAAUAGAUAGUGCAACACCCUGGACAAAAGCUCAAAGUUACUGCAGACGGUAUCACACUGAUCUGGCCACUGUCCACAAUUUUCAAGAGCAGCAACAGCUACAUGCAGUUGUUGGAAAAUGGUUUAGCUUCUGGAUCGGUCUGUUCAAGGACUCUUGGCAGUGGUCUGAUCAGUGGAACCUCACCUUUAAAAACUGGGCAGCAGGACAUCCAUUGGAGAGUUAUGGUGACUGUGUUGCCAUGUUGGUUGCUGAUUCUGGGAAAUGGGUUCGAGACAGCUGUGACCAACAGUACCAUUUCAUCUGCUAUGGAGGCGAGUUUAAGAAAUGA